Metarhizium brunneum ARSEF 3297 is the source of this 1041-nucleotide messenger RNA. It is a transcript of the gene SFH11, whose product is annotated as Phosphatidylinositol/phosphatidylcholine transfer protein SFH11. Lineage: Eukaryota; Fungi; Ascomycota; Sordariomycetes; Hypocreales; Clavicipitaceae. The record is from RefSeq and is a predicted model, not a curated record.
AUGGAGACGUCACUGCUGCAGGCCGCAUCAGGCACACUCACCGACGACGAGCGGACAUGCUUGGAUACCUUUAGCAAACUGUGCUACCAGGAGAAGCUUCUUCAGAGACCAGAGGGCCUGCAACACGGGGACCUUAUCGACGGCCUCACCGACGAACACACCCUGCUGCGAUUCCUCCGAGGCAAGUCAUUUGACGUCGACCGCGCAUAUGAGCAGCUCAAGGAGGCACUGGCUAUUCGACAGUCGGCCGGCGUGAUUGCCACCUACGACACCAUCGAUCUCGGCGACUUUGAAGAGAAACGAAAGCUGUACCCUCACUGGUCUGGCCGUCGAGACAAGUCCGGCAAGCCCAUCUGCAUUUUCGACAGCCGCCACCUAGACGACGUCGUCAUUCAGAGGUACAACGAGGACAGGAGUGUGUCUAGAGGCGCCGCCGCCGUGUCGAGCGCAAUGGAGCACGCCAUCGUCUUCCACGACUAUCUAACCAGGUUCGUUUUCCCGGUGUGCUCGGCGAUGCGCGACCGGAAACAGCCCGGCACGGCGAUUUCCAGCGCCGUGUACAUUGCCGACGUGUCUGGCAUGACGCUGAAGCAAGCGUGGAACCUGCGAAUGUACAUCCAAGACUUUGGCGUGCUGCUGUCCACCUGUUUCCCCGAGGUCAUUGACCGGAUAUACGCCGUCAAUGCGCCAUCGUACUUUGGCGCGAUAUGGAGCUUCGUCCGCAAGCUGAUCGACCCGCGGACCGCGUCCAAGGUCGAAAUCCUGUACCCGGGCCAGGUGCCGGCCGCGCUGGCCGCCGUUGUCGACGCGGAUGAUUUGCCGACGCAGUACGGCGGACGGCGCGAGGUUCAAUACGGGGCGCCGCCGGUGAUGGAUGAGGCCAUGCUGCAGUCUUUGACGAGCUCAUCUUUGGGUUCGGCUGGCCAAUGGCCCCAGGGGCCGAUCAAGUUGCGGUCAAAUGGGGAUGGGCAGGUCGCUCUGAUUGCUGUGGGUUCUGAGGGGGGAGACGGGCGCCGGGAUCUAAUCGGUUUGAUCGGAUAA